UGCGACACCCCUCCAAAUCAUUGGAUUCAGGUGUUCUAAUCACCUCCAUGGCCACAGGUGUAUAAAAUCAAGCACCGAGGCAUGCAGACUGCUUCUACAGACAUUUGUGAAAGAAUGGGUCGCUCUCAGGAGCUCAGUGAAUUCAAGCAUGGUACCGUGAUAGGUUGCAAUCUGUGCAAUAAGUCCAUCCGUGAAAUUUCCUUGCUACUAAAUAUUCCACGGUCAACUGUUAGUGGUAUUAUAACAAAUGGAAGCAACUGGGAACAACAGCAACUCAGCCACGAAGUGGUAGGCAACGUAAAAUGACAGAGUGGUCAACGCAUGCUGAAGCGCACAGUGCACAGAAGUCGCCAACUGUAGCUAAAGA
Messenger RNA from Staurois parvus, 367 nucleotides. The record is from the annotation of a GenBank genome assembly. NCBI's taxonomy places the organism in Eukaryota, Metazoa, Chordata, Amphibia, Anura, Ranidae.